Molecule: messenger RNA, 5783 nt
Organism: Cotesia glomerata
Lineage: Eukaryota; Metazoa; Arthropoda; Insecta; Hymenoptera; Braconidae
Gene: Mctp
Product: multiple C2 and transmembrane domain-containing protein
Exons: 8
Coding region: 949-3423 (824 amino acids)
Biological process (GO): regulation of neurotransmitter secretion
Cellular component (GO): synaptic vesicle membrane
Molecular function (GO): calcium ion binding
Source: RefSeq, a predicted model, not a curated record
UAAUAAUAAAAAGGCCGAAGCCAAAGCUAAAAAAAAUUUAUUCCAUCAAACUUUUCAAUUUAAUAAUAAAACCUCAAUACAGAUGAGCUCUUCUAACAUUUAAACUCUAAGAACUCCAUGAUCCGCUUCCAUUCACCGUCAAUACCUUCCUUUUCAUUAGCUUCGUGUCUGAUGUCGGAUGACUAAUGACGCAAUUCAAGGUUUUUUUUGUAUGGUCUUACAUAAAAAAAAUAAAGCCGAAUCCCGGAAAUAGACUAACUUGUUGCGAUAGCCAAUUGAGUACCGUACGUAUAAUAUCACCGUGUGUAUGUUUCUUUCAUUUUAUUCGGAGUGGGAGGACUUUGCCCGUAUUCGUAAUAUAAGCGUAAGCCGUAGAUCCACAUCUUUACCUACAUUCGUUUCAGACCAACAUUAACGUGCACGCCACGAUCCUAAUAUAUAAUAUUCAAUAUACAAUAUAAAACAUACAGUAAUAAUGAAAGUGACAAGUGAUAAUGAUAACUAAAGGCCGUCAAUAAAGUAAUUACUUCAACCUAUUUUUUUGGAGUAAAGUAAUUUUUAUCUUUCGGUCUUUACAUCGAAUUCUAUUGAAUAUAUAAACAAUAUUUAUCAUAUUUAUGUGUGUAUAUUGCUGUUCUGUGUAUUGAGUCCUAUCCCCUCUUUAAUUUAAACGUACGACUCAGUUAAUUUAACAUGUAACAUAUAACAUAUAUAACGUGUCGGAGUAUAUAUCGUGUAUCAUAUAAUGAUGAUGUGUAUGUUAAUGUACAAUUGAGUUUAUUAUCGAAUACAAGGCGGCUUUAUUUAAUUCGUAGUAAGGCCUCGUAAUAACAAUUUUUAUCUCUUCAUUUUAUUAGUUUGACUUUUUUUUUUUUUGUUUUAAGUGCAUAAUUAUCAGUUUUUAUUACAAUAAAAUAAUAAUGAUAAGUAAUUUUAAAAAUACAUUGCAUGUUUGAAAUUAACAUGGAGAACGAACUAGGAAAUUAUAAUAACAAAACAGAGUGUGAUGACAAAGUUAGUCAUGAACAUUUCUUCCCGAGUGACGCAAUGAGCGAUGACAUAGAAAGAGAUAAAAAAAAAGAAGAAGUUAGUUUAAGAAAUGUUGACGACAAAAGUAAACUUGAAGAAGAAGAAGAAAAAAAUGGAAACGAGGAAGAGGAUAAAAAGUUGACGAGGAGAAAAAAUGUCGGGAAGAGAAGAUACGGACUGAACAUGGACGAGGUGCAAAGACAUAAAAAGUCUGUCCAGGCUUUCAAACAGUCGCUGGAAAAAAGGGUGGAAAGUAUGGAGAGAAUAAUCGAGGAUAGGGUCGAGAGGAUUCUAGAGGAGAAGGCAGAUAAACAUCCCUGGUUGCAGCCGAUAGAGACCUGGAUUGUGGAUAAAUGCAAGAAGGAUGUAAGAAAGGACAGGUUGCCCUUGAUUUCUAAGGACUCCGAGGGCGAGGAGGAUUCCAAGGGCGAAAAGGGAGAACUAGAUGGGGGCAAUUUUGAGGUGGAGUUUAAAAAUAGUGGCGAGCAUGAGGAGUUCAUUAAAAUAAUAUCCACGCCGGUUCCUGUUAUUGAAAUUCAUGAUAAACAUAAUGGAGAAAAUAAACACACGCCUGAUUUUAUUGAUAGAUUCAAGGAAGGAUGGAAAGAGAAAGUUGAGGAUGUUACGAGGUACUUCCAAAGAACAAACAGAUUAGCAGACGUUAACCGGCGACUAAAAUCACAAAUAUGGAGUUCUGUUGUGACAAUUGUUCUCGUCGAAGCCAAAAGUUUAUUACCUAUGGAUAUCGACGGCCUUUCGGAUCCUUACGUUAAAUUUAGAUUGGGAACUGAAAAAUACAAAUCAAAGGUCGUGAACAAGACGGUAAACCCCGUGUGGCUGGAGCAAUUUGACCUCCAUCUGUACGAGGACCCUUAUCUGGGUCAGGAACUGGAGGUUACGGUAUGGGACCGAGACAAGGGUCACCAAGACGACUUGAUGGGCAGAACGACCAUUGACUUAGCGGGAUUGGAGCGCGAAACGACCCAUAGGAUUUGGAAAGAACUGGAAGAUGGGGCUGGAAGUAUUUUUCUAUUACUUACUAUCAGCGGUACGACUGCCAGCGAAACUAUUAGUGAUCUUGCUGCCCAUGAAGAAACUCCUCAGGAACGCGGUCGGGUCGAAGAUAGAUAUUCCCUCUGGAAUUCGUUGCAAAGACCCCGAGAUGUUGGGCAUCUUACUGUUAAAGUCUAUAGAGCACAAGGGCUUGCUGCCGCUGACUUAGGAGGAAAAAGUGAUCCUUUUUGUGUCCUGGAAUUAGUCAAUUCACGGUUACAAACCCAGACUGAGUACAAAACUCUGGCACCUAAUUGGCAGAAAAUUUUUACUUUUAACGUCAAAGACAUAAAUUCAGUAUUAGAGGUGACAGUGUACGACGAAGACCGUGAUCAUAAAGUUGAAUUUUUGGGCAAAAUAGCAAUUCCAUUACUGAAAAUCUGGAAUGGUGAAAAGAGAUGGUACGCAUUGAAGGAUAAAAAAUUACGCGGACGUGCUAAGGGGAAUUUUCCACAAAUUUUACUGGAGCUACGCGUGGUCUGGAAUGUCGUGAGAGCAUGCAUUCGCACUCUGAACCCAAAGGAAAAGAAGUACAUGGAGCCUGAGAUUAAGUUCAAGCGACAAGUUUUUUUGCGCAAUGUACUGAGACUCAAGGCUAUUAUUAUGUAUUUCAUUGACUUAGGAAAAUACAUCCAGAGCUGCUGGGAAUGGGAGAGUAAAACGCGGAGUAUUGUUGCACUUGUACUGUUUGUCCUCGGGUGCUAUUACUUUGAGCCUUAUAUGAUUCCUGUCGCAGCGCUGCUGAUUAUGCUUAAAUAUUGCUGCGUUUCAUUGUUAACCAGCACUUCCAGUUCUUCAUCUUCAUUUCAAGUUCAUUCUAUCACUCAUGAUUCGGAUUUCAAUUCUGAUGAUGGUCCGCCUACUCCAGGCGAUGACGAUGAUGAUGAAGAUGAUAAAGAUAAGGAAGAGAAGAAAAGUCUAAAAGAGCGAUUGCAAGCAAUUCAAGAAGUUACGCAGACAGUUCAAAACUCAAUUGGCUACAUCGCGAGUCUUUGUGAACGAGUUAAAAAUCUCUUCAACUUCACCGUACCUUACCUGAGUUACCUGGCGAUGAUCCUAACUGUUCUUGGUAGCAUCGUGUUAUACUUGGUGCCCAUACGUUACUUAAUUUUGGCCUGGGGAGUCAAUAAGUUCUUCAGGAAACUUUUGAGGCCCCACUCAAUUCCGAACAAUGAGGUCCUGGAUCUUAUUUCUCGAUUGCCUGAUGAUGAAGAUCUUCUUAGUUACAGAGAGUUAAAACCAAUGCCAACAGCAGAUUGUGAAAAAGCGUCAACAUCAAGUCCCAGCAGUAAUGCAACGUCAAGAAGAGAACAAAGAAAGAGACAUAACAAAGCUGCGUAACGAAAUGCCCCGCGGCCAUCGGAUGUCGCGGGAACGCGGACUACAAACAUCCUUAGAUCAGUUCUAACACGUGGUAAUAAAUUGUUGUCUUAUCAGUAUCGUCGUAAAAACUCAACAGAUUCAAAUGAUAAAGACUGAUAAUUAUUGUCGUGAAUAUUUAUGAAUUAUGGACACGUGAUUUAUUGAUUGGUGUUGACGGAAAUUUUUUUUUCUAGUCAAUGUUUCAAAUAAUUAUUAGUAAGUAAGAGUGAGAUAAAAUGCAGAAAGUCUUUAAAUCUGUGAUGGGACAAGAGGGAGGUGUUGAUUGUGCUGUUAGUUAGUUAGUCAGUCAGUUAGUUAGUUAUUAGUUAUAAUAUUUUAGAGAUACUUAUUAAAUAGCUAAUUUAAUUCUCGAUCGACGAAAACGGUCGCUUUUAUACGGCUAGUUUAAUUAUUUAUUUAUUGAGAAUUUUUUUUUCUAUAGGGUUUAUAGGAUUGAUAUAUUUAGUAAUUGAUAAAUUGUUGAUGUGGAUUAUUAAUAUUAUUAUUGUUCAUAUGAUUAUGAUUAUAAUUAUUAUUAUAAUGACAGUCGGUUGAGUAACAAAUUAUUGUACGAUAUGAAAAGGGUUAUAAGUAAAUGAAUAGUUAAUAAUUAAGACUGUCAAUAAUUGCGUCCAUCGAUGUCAUUUAGGAUAUGCAAUUUUUAAACACGCGAUGUUUAUACCUAUGUGAUUUUUAAUCAAUUAAUAUUGUUAAUAAUUCUUAAGUCGUACAGAAUAUGUAUUUUGUUUUUCAUUUUAUUUGUUUGAUGAAUUUUUGAAAAUUAAUAUUUUUACAUUGAUUCAUUUAUAACUGUGACAAUUUUUUAAAUUUUAUAAAAAAAAUUAAUUUUAAUUUGAGAAAGCAGAAAGAUUGUUAUGAGAAAAGGAAUGUUUAUUUUUUAGUUUAAGAAUUGAUUGUAGUUUUGGAAGAUACGAUUUUAGAAUUAUUGAUAAUUAUAUAAUAAAUAAAUAAAUAAAUUAAAAUAAUUGAAUAAAAAAUAUAUCGAUACCCAGCACUGGGACUGGCUAAGACGCAAAACAAACCGAAAUAAAUAAAUAAAAGUAAAAAAUUUUAUAUGGAAAAAUAAAAAUAUUUAUCUCGACGAAAUUAGUCGAGCUUCUUCAAACUUCUCUUUAUCAAACAGUCUAAUUAAUAAUAAAUAUUUAAAUCAAUAAAUAAAAUAACGAACUAUCAUAAUUUUUUUUAUCAACGAACCUAUUUAAGUGCUUCAUUCAUAAUUCAGUGUUUUUCAAUAAAAACUCAUACACUUGACACUUACACGCAUUUAUUUUCAUUUGAGAGUAGUUCAUUGAGUAUUUAGACUUUUUUUUUGUGAAUCAGUUAAAACAGAAAUUAUAUUAAUGAGUAUUAUACAUUGAUAUUAUAGUCAGAUAAUAAUAGUCUUUUUUCUAUGUAUUUUUCUACUCUCUGUUUUGUAUUUGUCUACCAAUUAGUAUUAAUUAAUUACUUAAUUAAUUUUAAAAACUACCUAAUAAAGUAAAUUAAAUAUUUUAGUGUAUACAAUUUUUUCUAUCUCUUUUAAACUCUCUUCUGACAAAUUUUAAAGUCUUCAAUAAGUUCUUCCUUAAUUGGAUCAUUACAAUUACAUUACAUAAUUUAUACAUAUAAAUAUAUUUAAAAUAUAUCGAUUAAUAAUCACUAUAUUGACAAAAUUAAAGUACACAUUAACACAUAAUCAUGCGCGCAAAAAAUGAUAAAAGAAAUGAAUCAACUAAGAAAAGUAAUUAAAUAUAUUUUUUAUUGUGAAAUAUUAAAGAGUUUUUUUAAAUUUAAAUUUUGUGGAGACAGAAGAAGAAAUUAGACAGAAAUAAAUAAAAUAAUAAAAUAAAUGGUGAAUGAUAAAUUAUAACAUAAGCGAUUAAGUCGGUCCGAUUAAAAAUCUCGCACUAAAAGCUUUCAAAACUCUUUUAUUAAAUUAAUGAAUAAUUAAAAAAAAUAGCUAAAAAUUUUGAAGCAAUCUGUGGUUCAAAUAGUGACUCUAUUUCAUUUGUAAUCUGUAAAUAAUAAAUUAAAAUAAAACGAAGCGCACUUGUUGAAAAUAAAAACGUGCACGAAUCUUCGUUUGAAUAUUUCGACUGAUAGGAAAAAAAUAAUUUAUAAUUAUAUGUGUUAUUGUAUAAGUUGGUUACAAGAGAAUCGAAUUAUUGAAUUUUAAAAUAUUGUGGAUAUUUAUAAUACUAACGAUGUUCUGUUAAAGGUUGCGCUUUAUUGUUGGAUAAAUUUGCGUACUUAUUGAAAAUAAAAAUAAAAAUAAUAAAUUUAAUAAAUUCAAGAGUCAUUGUUAUAUUCGUGAUAAAUAAAGAUUGAUUAAAAUCUCA